AUUACGCGAGGCGCAUGAAGGACACGGCGAGCUCGCCGCGCUUCCCGAGGAGGGGAUUUGGCUCCAAAAUAGGACGCUAAGCCGCCUUGCAGCCUCGCGCUCGGUUUUUCUCUUAUUAUUACUUCAAGCGGCGGCGCGAGAGGGUCGGGUUCCGGCUAGGCGCUCCCGCAGGAAGAAAAAGCAGGAAAGAAGCCGUCGACGCACGACGCCGCCUCGCCCGCUGUCGCAGCAAAUAUGGAAGGAGCCGCGAAAGGAAGCGCUUUUUAACCGGGGCCCAGCUUCCCCUCGGUUUCCAUGACAGUUAUUAGGGCAGCGGAGAAAUUGAAUCGUCUCCCACAAUGCUCUGGAGAAAGGAAGCAGGCGGGGGAAGAGGAGGCGGCGGCUGCGCCACUGGCGAAGCGGCGGAGUUCUCCUGACCCGCAGUAACUCGCCUGGCGGAGAAUUUUUUCCAAACUCUCUGGAUUAUCAUGACGCCUCUUUUUGGACCGCUCUCUUUCUACUUAGGUUAACCGGGGUGGAAGUGGUUUACAUAAAUAUAUUUUAUUUUUGUUGUUGUUGUCGCUGUUAUUGUUAGCGGGAAAACCGCGUGGGUUUGCCCCCCACCCCGCCCUCCCCAAGCUGCGCGCGCUCGAAACAGCUCCAUGUCUGGCCACGCAAGGAUAUGAACAGUUAUUAUACAGGUGGGCUCUUCGGAGAGAGCGGAGCUCGGAGGCGUCCAAUCAGGCUCCGGCAACCUGCAGCCCUGUCAAAAUGCCUCUCCAGCGGAUCUCCGUAGUCCCCGCGCGGGAGACGGCCAGCAAUGGGAGAAGUUCGAUGGGCAGAAACAAAGAGAAGAACAAGGAAGUCGAGAAUUUCAGAAAUUGAAAAGGGAUAAGUGGAAGGAGAAAAUGUUGGGCUGGUGCCAAGCGAUAGCUCGUAAUCCUCACAGACUCCCAAACAGCACAAGAACCCCCGAGGUCACAAGUGAUGCUUCACAUAUCUCUGCCUUGAAUGAGAAAUCUCCAGGCCGCUCAACAAGCCGCUCAAGUAACAUUUCGAAGGCAAGCAGUCCUACCACAGGGACAGCACCCAGAAGCCAGUCACGGUUAUCUGUCUGCCCUUCUACUCAGGACAUCUGUAGACCUCCCACCUUGCAUGACAUAUCAGAAGAUAAGUUUGAAAACUCAACCCCUAUCAUGGUGCUGAGUCCUGCUAGUAAAGAAACUGGUAGGAAACAAGUGAAGCGAAGGGUUAGGCGGAGGAAGGAGCCUGAGGAGAAUAAUGGGCAUGCAGAAAAGCAAAAAAGAGAGAAGGAUGGCAAGUUGCACUCAAACAUUGCAAAUCGUGCAUGGAAUGCCUUGCGCAAAGUAUCAUCCGAUUCAUCAUCUUCAGAUGAGAACCAUUGGGCCCUGGUUAGAAAGAGAGAGAGAGCCAACAUGCCCAGAAGAAUGAGAAGGCGGAGUACUUCAAACACUCGGACAGAUGAUUCUUCCAGGAAGAAUGCCCUUGAACUUGUAACUAUGGGGACAGGUGGGGAAAAGAAGCAAGAAGAGAAGAUUGAGUCUGAAGGCUGCACUCCUAGUCACCGCAGGAGAAGGAUUUCACGGCGUAAAGAGACCUGCCGCUCACCGUCCUCUGUGGAGGCAAGCAGCUCCUUUCGACGAGGUGGAAAAGACCAGGGCAAGUGCAGCCGCAAGGAUCCACAGCCUUCAAGGAACAUGAGACGAGUUAAAGCAAGCAAGGAGGAAAGUGGUUCAGAGAAAGGCCCAGACAGCGAUAUUUUGUCAGUUCCAGAAAAUGGAGUACCUGCUGGGACAGGGCUUGCUGCAUCGGCUGCUGUUCAGAAACCUGCGUUUUAUGAUGACUUGUCUGAUGAUUUCGAAGUGUGCAGGAUCUGUCACUGUGAGGGAGAUGACGAAAGCCCCCUCAUCACACCGUGUCGCUGCACAGGGACCCUGCGUUUUGUUCAUCAGGCCUGUCUGCAUCAAUGGAUUAAGAGUUCAGACACACGCUGCUGUGAACUCUGCAAGUAUGACUUCAUAAUGGAGACCAAGCUCAAGCCUCUUCGAAAGUGGGAAAAACUACAGAUGACAACAAGUGAGAGGAGGAAGAUUGUCUGCUCAGUCACAUUCCACAUUAUUGCUAUUACCUGUGUAGUUUGGUCACUGUAUGUACUAAUAGAUCGGACCGCUGAGGAAAUUAAGCAAGGCAAUGACAAUGGUGUGCUGGAGUGGCCAUUUUGGACAAAGUUGGUUGUGGUAGCCAUUGGGUUCACGGGAGGCCUUGUCUUCAUGUACGUGCAAUGUAAAGUCUACAUUCAGUUGUGGCGAAGGCUUAAGGCUUACAAUCGUGUGAUAUUUGUUCAAAACUGUCCAGACACUGCCAAAAAACUAGAGGAGAAAAAUUAUUCCUCCAAUCAGAACACUGAAAUCAAAGACUCCGUAGUGGUGCCAGUAUCACAGACAGGUACAAACUCUCAACAAUCAGGCGAAGAAACUGUUUCUGAUGUGAUGCCGGUUUGAUGGAAGCUGUGUUUCUCUUUCUUUACUGAAGAACAAAGUAAUGUGCUUUCCUACUGCUCAGCCACAUUAAACAGCAAAACCACUAAGUAAAUUUGAAGGAAGAACGAAUGGGAAAAUCGAUCAAGAGAAGUUACACAUUACCUCUGGAAUGUAAUUGUGAAGUGGCUAAGCAUAGUGAAAAUGCAAAGAAGAAAGCACAUCAGAGAUGACUUUCGAACAGGCAAACAAACAUGGCAAGUACCACUGUUGAUGGCUGAAAAGUGCUGCAUAUGCAGACUUACUACCAGCGUCCUGUUUACAAGGAGAAAACCCUUACAUCUAUUUGUUAGUAUGGUCUUUUUUGCUAAUUAUCGUAAUCUUGAACACUCUCUCUUCAAGGCAAUUUUUAAAACGAUUCAUAUUUACCCUUAGUCAUGCAAGAGAUAUGCACCAUAGCACAAAGUACCCGAACCUCGUAAUGUGAUAAUUUUACAAAGAGGUGGCUGACCUGCAGCACAUGUGGUUUGAAGGUGAUAUGAAGGAAAUCCUUUCCAAAAGUUACCAUUGAAAACGUAUGUUUAAAAUGUGAGUAUUUGUAAACUAGGUAGCUGAAAAUAUCCCUUGUAUGCACAAAUGAUCAUUUUCUUUCACAUUUUUAUAUUCAUUUGGUGCAGCAAUUUGACUGCUGCUUAUUCAUAAGUGAAGAGCUAAAAUUGGCAGAAUAUUCCUGCCACCUCCAAAAUUCUGCUAAAGGGUAAUAUGUUCUAUAAUCGGAGAUAUAUUGCAGACAGAGCAGCAGGAAACCUUGAAAAUCUGUUUUUAGUACUUACAUAUUAGUGUGUAAAAUAUGCAAAGGGUGGGAGAUUAAAUUCUAUUCUUUUGUUUAAGAGAUCAGGAUAGAACAGAUUCAGAAACUUGUUAGGACAGUAUUGAAAGAGUCAAAGUAGGCAGCAUUACCAAUAUGCCAGUAUCUCUCUGACGUCCACUUAAUUGACAAAGUAUGUGGUACCUUCUAUACAGGAGUAAAGCUGAAUCAUUAAUGGUUCAGUUGUUACUAUUGUGGUUUUAGCAUAGUAAUGUAAAAACUGAAGUGUGACUAAAUAGAAAAUGCAGAAGAUAUAUAUCAGUAUCACGUUGUACCCGGCAGGAAUAACUUGCAUGGGGGGAAAGCCAAUAACUUUGGCAUCCCAUUUCAGAAUGAUGUACCUCAGCAGACUAACUGAUUGGAUGUCCUAAAAAGAAAGGGCACUGCACCUGUCCUUUAUACCACUCUUAUGCUUGUUGAAUGUAUUGUGAGUUGUGCCCAAGUAAUGUGAGUUAUACAAGAACAGUGUUACUAGUAACGAGAGGAACCUAUGGUGGCAAACUGCAGUGGGUUAAGUAAUUUUUAAAAAGGACUACAUUUCACACUUAUAAAACACAGUAAGACAUUGAUUCUGAAAAGACUCAGCAGUUGUAUGUGAUGGAUCAGCUGAGACGUUGCAAAAAGCACAUAGCCUCCUUAAAAUUAAUGGGCCUUUCCCCAGUGAUUUCAGUAGGUGAAAUAAGGCCUCUCUUAUUGGAAUCAUGGCACUAGUUGGAAACAUUAAAAUGAGAUUAUGUAAGACAAUAGUUUAGCAAAAAGAGUUGAUAAUGGGCAUCUUGAGUAGAGGCUGCAUAAAUAACCCAUCGAUGAAGACAAUGCUAAAAUGAAGAAAUGCAUUUUAACAUUUAAACUGUCAGAUGAAGGAGCCACACAAAUUCUUUGUGGGGUUUAGAACACUGUGUAUUUUAACAGAGGUCAUAGGAGAUUCCAGGCUGGGUGGUUCAUAUCCAUUUCACUAAGAAAAAGACACACACACAGCCAGAUAUAGUCUAACUAUAAACUGAAGUGAUAGCUAACCUGGUGAUUUUCUGCUCAGCUAUAGCCAUUUAUAAUAAUGUACCAUUGCUUUGCAUAAACAGCUGACUACUGUGAUAUAAAUACUUUAAAAGCACAUCAUACAAUACAGGACAGGGCACAAUAUAAAUUGCUUACUGAAUUCCACUAACAGUCAAUAAUUUUCAAAAUGCUAAUUUUUGAAGUCUCAAUGCAACCAAAUCAACAAUGUUUCAUCUUUAGGUCCCCAUGCAUUUAGCAAAUUAAAAGGCGGCCAACUAAUCGCUUCUCCCGACAGCAUAGCAAUCAAGCAUUGGAUUCAUGGAGACUUUGGCAUGACUAUAAGUCACAAUGCAUAGGGCAGAAAUAGUUUCGUAUCAUCAGAAAGAGACCAUGUAUGGAGCCCAUGUUUUGAAUACAUACAAGUGACUUGGUUCCAUUGCUUAGAAGCAAGAUCUUUUCCUUUUAAAGAAGAUGCUUCUGAAAUUCAAUGCAGUUGGCUGAAGCAGCUAUGAAGGAAUAGUUACCACUUUUUCUUACGAAAUGGAGAUGCCAGUUGUCACACACAGACUGUAGUGUUAUCUGUCUUUUCUAGUGCCAGUUAAUGGAUGACCAUUAGAGAUAUCAGAAGUUUUAUCAAAGAAAAUGUUUACAUGGUGGAAUAAGGUUACCCUUAGAAAACAAAGAUGAUGAAAAGUUAACAAUGAGGUAGUGUUAAAUGCCAAAUUAAUUGUCUUCAUCAACUCUAUAUGGGGCUAUCAGGGGCAUUCCCCUAUGGAUUGUUCUAUUAGCUUUACAAGCAUAACUAAGCAGCCUACUGGUGCUAUUGCCCCAGCUGGAAAGCAGUCAAUAGUUUGGUUCUAAAAUGUGUACAUCAGUAUACAACUCCACCACCAAAAUUAGCAGUCAAAAUUUGAAACUUGCACUGCAAUGCAAUCUACGAUGCAAAUAUUUUACUGUGUAUAUUGUUGAGACCCAAAAGUUUUGUUACUUGUUUUACCCAGUUCUCUUUUGCAAAAGAGCUUAGAUGCUUUUGUGGGU
Zootoca vivipara (common lizard) is the source of this 5379-nucleotide messenger RNA. It is a transcript of the gene MARCHF1, whose product is annotated as membrane associated ring-CH-type finger 1. Lineage: Eukaryota; Metazoa; Chordata; Lepidosauria; Squamata; Lacertidae. Gene Ontology annotation, molecular function: zinc ion binding. The record is from RefSeq and is a predicted model, not a curated record.